UUGGAAUCAUUUCUAGACGUGCUACCCUCUUCGGGUACUUUAUUGAAAUGGACUAACUAUAUAAAUGGAUGGAGAGAAAGGUUUUUUGAGAUAAAAAAUGGUCAACUGUUAUAUUAUGCCAGCAAAGCUGAUCAAGCUUCCGGAUGUCGUGGCAGCAUUUCCUUGAAAAAGCUCGAAGUUACGCUGCAUGAGUUUAAUGAAUGCGAGUUUUCUGUAUCAGUUGGAGACGUUACAUGGCAUUUGAGAGCAGAAAAUCCACACUCGCGUACUUACUGGAUCAAAAGUGACUCAGACUACUGCAGCAAUACCACGAAGACUCAUUCGAGGAACACUUCCCUCUCUUCCCUAACACUAGAACAAAACACGAUGGUGUCACGGAUCGCUGAAUUGGAAGCCUAUCGAACAAUGUAUCGUGAACAGAUGUCAUCGAUUCGUCGAGAAUUGCAACAAAUUGGCGUUCCACAAGCAAAAAUCCUGUCUAUAAAUGCCACACAUGUUGCUAUGCUAGAUAACAUCAAUCAUAUUAUUCAACUAGCCAAAAAUGAGGUACGUUUUCAGAGUUUUCUUUGCAGCUCAAGUUAUUUUUUAUAUUUUUGUGAUUGUGGUGAUGAGUGGCAUGAUGCAGACGAACAUUCAUCACUUUCACUGGAUAGUGCUGAAGAGGCAAUAGAACGGCGAACUCCACCCGGCAUUGCAACUGCAGUGGCAGUGAGCCCACCUUUGCAGCAAAUGGAGAAAAAAACUGUAAUUCCGGUUAAAAUACGGUUCAUGUUUCAGACGCUUUUAUUUGGAGAUUAUGACAAUGUUCUCAUCCCGAAGAGCAGUGUUUAUUAUGAUUUAGUAGAUCAUUUAGCUAAAGAACAGCUCAGGUAUGCCUUAGCUGGCGUUGAAAAUAAAGUAUGGACUCUUUUCGCUGAAGAUGGUGCUAUGAAAAUGUAUACUCGCGAAGAAACGGUCGAUGGUGGCCUACCCGUAGACCCUCUUAAGGCUGUUCAUCAAGUUCAGGGUGUAUCUGCUCUUGAAUUCAUGCACUAUUUCUUCGACGAUAGAUACAAAAUGGAUUGGGACCAUACUCUUAAUGGAAUGCGGGUAGUAGAAAGAAUUAGUCGCGAUACCUUAGUCAUUCUUCAGAAACAUAAAACGGUAUGGCCCGCUGCUUCCCGGGAAUCGCUGUUCGUAUCCCAUAUCCGUCGCGUUGAUGAGUUGAAGCGUGAUGGUGCACAUGAUUUAUAUAUUGUUUGCAACAAGGAUGUUACGAGGGCGGAUGUGCCGGUCACAUCGUCUGGUAUCCGGGUUGGUCUUACGGUUUCGAUGAUUUGUGAGACUGUAAUUAAAAAUGGCAAAAAGCUUAAUGAAGCUUCUCGUGAUGACAUUUUAUGCAAUGUUAUAUAUGUUUCUCAAGUUCAUCCAGGAGGAUGGGUACCGACAGCUGCAUUGAGACAAGUUUAUAAGAGAGAAUAUCCUAAAUUUCUUCGUACUUUCACGAGUUAUGUGCUUAAAAACGUGAAAGGAAAGCCCUUAAGCAUUUAA
Molecule: messenger RNA, 1530 nt
Organism: Haemonchus placei
Lineage: Eukaryota; Metazoa; Nematoda; Chromadorea; Rhabditida; Trichostrongylidae
Source: the annotation of a GenBank genome assembly